Molecule: messenger RNA, 3535 nt
Organism: Blepharisma stoltei
Lineage: Eukaryota; Ciliophora; Heterotrichea; Heterotrichida; Blepharismidae
Source: the annotation of a GenBank genome assembly
AUGUCCAGCAAAAAGCAAGGGGUUGAACUUAUUCAAGCUGGGUCUCAAAGCAAUAGCGAAUGGAAAGAAGGCGAGUAUCGCCGUGUUGAAUUUGGCUUUGGCGCUCACAACGAUGCUUUAGGAAACAAUAGAAUCAAGACAUCAAAAUACACCAUUAUCAACUGGGCACCAAAAAGUCUGUUAUGGCAGUUCAGAAGAGUUGCUAAUAUUUAUUUCUUAGUGAUUUCAAUUCUUACUUGCAUGCCAUUUUCACCCAAAAGCCCAGUCUCUCUAAUUGCAACAUUCGGAGGUGUCCUUGUCUUCACAAUGUUCAAAGAAGCAUAUGAAGAUUAUUUCCGUCAUAAAUCAGAUAACGCAGUGAACUCUGCUGUCAACUACAAGCUUGAUUUAGCUACCAAAACUGUCAUAGAAAUACCUUGCAUGGAUAUCAAGGUUGGCGAUAUUUUGCAAAUAAAAGAAAACCAAGGGAUUCCUGCAGAUAUCGUCCUUCUUUCAACGUCAAAUCCUAAAGGUAUAGCAAUGGUAAAUACAAUGAACCUUGAUGGGGAAACCAAUCUUAAAGAAAAAACCACGUUAGAAACAACAAGAGGACUUCAGACGCCUGAACAGUUAGCUAAUUUCAGAGGGAUUUUAAGGUGUGACUUACCUCAUAUGUCUUUGAUCAAAUGGAAUUGCAAUUUCGAAGGACCUGAUAAGACCAUGGAGCCUAUGGGGAUGAAUCAGCUGCUGUUAAGAGGCUGCGUAUUGAAAAACACCAAGCAUGUGUUCGGAGUCGUCGUCUAUACUGGAAUUGAAACCAAAAUUGUGCUGAACUCUAAGGCAGCCCCAUCUAAAAUGAGCAACGUGCUCAGAACUAUGAAUACCAUGCUUUAUGCAAUUUUUGCAUUUCAACUGACAGUUUGUUUGGUCUUUUCCGGAUUCAGCAUGAUUUGGAGAUCUGAAAAUGGAUCCAACCAUGUUUACUUAGCUACAUCUGAUGAAGUCACGCCGUGGAUUUUUAUAGCCCAAGCUCUAACUUUUCUUGUCGCAUACUCUCACUUGAUCCCAAUUUCUCUGUAUGUCGCUUUAGAAGUCUUAAAAAUGCUUCUUUCAUAUCUAAUCAGUCAAGACCGCGAACUUUAUUACAUGCCUGAUGACCGGCCAACCACAUGUAGGACAAGCGAUUUAGUAGAAGAGCUUGGCCAAGUCGAGUUUGUAUUUUCUGAUAAAACUGGCACUCUUACCUGCAAUGUUAUGGAAUUCAAAAAAUGCUCAAUAGGAGGGUCUAUAUAUGGAUAUGGCAACAGAAGUAAAGCUUGGGGCGUUGGAGAAGAUACCAAGCCAGAUGCGAUUUUGCAAGAUCCCCACCAUCCUAACCAUGACGAGGUGAAGAUGUUUUUCACCCUUCUCGCUGUCUGUCAUAGCGUUUUACCUUCUCCAGACCCAGAAAACCCGAAAAAACCUAAAUACCAAGCAGCGUCUCCAGAUGAGCUUGCAUUAGUUGAAGGAAGCUGCGACAUGGGAAUAGUCUUUUCUGAUAGAAUCGAUGGUAAAGAAAUCAUAAACUACCGUGGGGAGCAACAAACCUGGGAAGUUAUUGCUGAAGUCCCAUUUAACUCUGACAGGAAACGUAUGUCAGUUGUAGUAAGAGAGCCACAUACAGGCAAAUAUAUGCUGAUGACCAAAGGAGCUGAUAUGGUUAUGAUGAAAUUGCUUAAAAAGAACCAAAGUUUCGAAACGCUAGACAAGCACAUGCACACCUUUGCAAUAGAAGGGCUAAGGACUUUAGUUCUAGCUUAUAGAUAUAUAGAUGACCACGAAUUUGAUGAAUGGAUAAAGAUAUGGAAAGAAAUUCAGCUAUCAAAAUCGCCUGAUAAGUCAGAAAGACUUGAUGCACAUGGAGGACUAUUAGAAAAUAAUUUAAAUUUAUUAGGAGCGACAGCAAUUGAAGAUAAACUGCAAGAUGGAGUCCCUGAAGCUGUGUCAUUUCUGCUGUCGUCUGGAAUAAGAGUGUGGGUGCUUACAGGUGAUAAGCAAGAAACGGCGAUUGAGAUUGGAAAAGCUUGCAACCUAGUCCAGCCUUCCAUGACUUUAGUUGACCUUUCAAGCACUUCAUUAGCUGAGUUUUCUGCGGUGCUUGACUACUACGUCAAUUUAUAUUCUCUUAAAACAAUGAGUAUAAAAGAUCUCCUGAAAUUCAAAGAAACAAUGACAGAAAGGCUUGCCUUGGUUAUUGAUGGUCUCACACUAGUGUGGGCUCUUGAUGCUAAACAAGCUUAUCGAGAAAAUUUCUUUAAACUAGGCUUGAUUUCAGAAUCCUGCAUAUGCUGCAGAGUUUCACCUGCACAAAAAGCUCAAGUUGUUGCGCUUGCUAAGGAAUCAGGACCAUGGAUCACUCUAGCUAUUGGAGAUGGUGCUAACGAUGUAAGCAUGAUACAAGAAGCUCAUAUUGGUGUCGGAAUUGCUGGAAAAGAAGGCUCUCAAGCUGUUCAAGCUUCUGAUUAUGCGUUUUGCCAGUUUAAAUACCUCCAAAAACUACUGUUAGUCCAUGGGAGAUGGGGAUAUAGAAGGAUUUCGUAUUUCAUCUGUUAUUACUUCUAUAAAAAUGUGACUGUGGUGUUUGCUGACCCACCCUCUGCGAGCGAGAAAAAAAAUUUGUUUAUAGAGGGGUUAUUUUUAUUUUUAAUAAAAACUAUUUUUUAGAAUUUCUGUAUGAAAUAAUUUAUUUUGUUAUAUUUUAAAGUGCAAUCUGUUUUAAAAUUUGCAGAAUUAGCUAGAUUUUUCAUUAUAAUAAUUAUCACUUAUAAAUCAAUUUUGUUCGCUCACGGAGGGUGGGCUUUUGGUCAAAAUAUGAUGAUUUUUCCAAUGAUUUUGAUCGCUCACAGAGAAAGGGAGUGAGCUUUGCUUUUCCUUCUUAAAUGGCUUCAGUGGUCAGGUUUACUUCUUAGAUUGGCUGCCUAUGCUUUUUAAUGCUCUUUGGACUAGUUGGCCAUGCUUGCUAAUCUUUUUGUUCGAACAAGACUUAAACGCUGAAGACUCUUUCAAGUAUCCAGUUGCUUAUCAAGCUGGGCCUAGGAAAGCCUAUUUUUCUUUCAAAGUAUUCUGGAGAUGGGUGGUAUUUGCAAUUUGGCAUGGAGUGUUAUGCUUCUUUAUUCCAAAUAUGACGCUUUACAAAGCAAUAGAUGAGGUCGGACAAGUAGCUGGACUGUGGUUUGUGUCAACGAUUACCUUUACACUUGUAAUCCAUGUGAUUACAUUUAAACUGUUUUUAGAGAGCGUAUUUUGGAAUAAAAUUAGUAUUGUGGCUGGAAUGAUAUGCAUAGGAUUUUAUUAUUUAUGUUUGAUUGGGCUUAAUACAAGUGUUGUGGCGAAACUUGCCCAGCCUGACCUGAAUCAGCUAUUUUAUUUAGCGUUUUCAUUGCCGAAGACGUGGCUUGUGGUCUUUUUUACACCUUUCUUGGCAUUAAUUCCUGAUUUUAUUUUCAAAACUUGGGACCACAUUUUCCAUCCCACUCCGAUUGACUUGAUAAUUAAAAGAAUAACUAAUAAAAGUUAA